UGACCAUUCGUUGUACGUGCAUUCGAUCAGUCUAUUCAAUUGUCUAAAUUUCUGCUCCAUUUCUGUGAUACUUCAAAAAUGGGAAGAUUUUCUACUUCCGUUGAUUAUGGAAAAUGCAUUAUCGUCACCGUCGUAAUUGUGGCGUGCUGUGGUGGUACGGUACUUGGAAGUUUACGCAAACUUGCUUACGAAGGGAACUGUGUCCAACCCGCAGGGAAAUUGGCGAGCAACUUGGACUUGAAUUGGAUCACAACCAUCCCGAAGCUUCAUAUCAACUACGGGUCUUUGCAAUAUUGGGUACAAAAUGCACAAGCCUGCCUCGGGAUGGAACCCCUGACCCUCGCCGUCCUCUCCAACAUGGACCUCAAAACCAAGUGGGACCUCAACACCACGAUGACCUGCUUCGGACGAUCAAUUUCACAGGAAUGUUCCCUCAACAAGAACAAUGGAAAUCCCUUCGCGAGCUGCACCGUAACUUCGAGUGAUCCAGGAACAAAUGCUAAAAUCUUGUCCGACUACAAGAAACGUGUCGUUCUCACGGAUAACAAAACUUUCGCCCUCUUUGUGAGAUGCACCAACAACUUGCGGUCCUACUACAUUGCCUCCCCAUUCCCCACCAUCAGCCAGGUCGCCAUUCUUCAGAGUGUCUACAAGGUCAUGGAACUGGGCUUCGACGUCGCCCUCUUUACCAAAAUCUCCUCCCAUGAUUGCGACUAAAAUGAGUAUUUGGGUUGUGCAAUCAAUUAAUUUCAGCCAUCAUGAAAUUUGUAUUGUCCACUUAAUAAUUUCGUUUUGAUUCUCCAUUAAAAAUACCUACGUCACUUCAUAUGGAUAUAUUUUUCAAUAUGUUUUGAAUAAAUUAGGAACAACACGGCUCUAUCGUGUCGAGUUGAUUAGCUAA
Messenger RNA from Folsomia candida, 901 nucleotides. RefSeq lists its product as uncharacterized. Lineage: Eukaryota; Metazoa; Arthropoda; Collembola; Entomobryomorpha; Isotomidae. The transcript is spliced from 3 exons. The coding region runs from base 79 to 717 and encodes 212 amino acids. The record is from RefSeq and is a predicted model, not a curated record.